Messenger RNA from Podospora pseudocomata, 525 nucleotides. RefSeq lists its product as uncharacterized. The record is from RefSeq and is a predicted model, not a curated record. The transcript is spliced from 2 exons. Bases 1 to 525 code for a protein of 174 amino acids. Lineage: Eukaryota; Fungi; Ascomycota; Sordariomycetes; Sordariales; Podosporaceae.
AUGAACUACCUCCAUCUGAUCGAGUGGAAGGACCGCGAGGCUCCCUGGAGAGACGAGAUCACGACCGAGGUUCGGAAAUUCCCCCUCUUGGCGACAGAGUUGUCAGAGUGCAAGCAUCACACCUGCUGCAUCGUCAAACCCACCAUCCUCUUUUGCGACGACUACUCCGGUGGCAUAUCUCAACGCGCGGAGGUCGCGACUCCCGCGAGGGGGAUAGACUACAAGGGGUUCGUAGAGCAUGAGUUUCACUACCUGGGCGACCUCGCCACGGUAGGCCGCAGCAAGCAACACCGAAAGGCUGGCCGGCGGUGGUUCGACAUAUACCAGGAGGAGGACCACACUGAAAUCUUCAACUUUGAGGACAGCCCAAUGCUGCCGCUCGAGCCCUUCCCGCUGGAGCUCGUCUACAGGCACGACCUCGAAGGCGUCGACCUGACCGCCUGGGAAGAAGAGCACAACAACACCCUCCCCGAUCUGAAACCGAUAUACAUCGACGUGAACCACCACCCGCUCGCCAGCGAAUGA